Messenger RNA from Paraglomus brasilianum, 294 nucleotides. NCBI's taxonomy places the organism in Eukaryota, Fungi, Glomeromycota, Glomeromycetes, Paraglomerales, Paraglomeraceae. The record is from the annotation of a GenBank genome assembly.
AUGGAUAAAGCAUGGUCGCCAAAGGAAGAUGAAAUUCUUGUUAGUCUUGGCAACAGAGAAUAUGGGAAAAGAAUGAGAGCAAUCUAUUUGGGUCACAGAACCGCAAAACAAUGUGCUGAUAGAUGGAAAGCCAUUCGGGGAUAUAUCGACAGACCAUUUACCCCUUUUGAAUGUAAUAGGAUUCGGCAUUUGCACCAGAUGUAUGGCCCUCGAUGGAGGAGAAUGUCCGACGAUCUCCGCCGCUCUCCUAAAAUGAUAAAGGAAUGCUGGUUGGCUAUGGAAGAGAUUGCAUAA